Molecule: messenger RNA, 1014 nt
Organism: Rhizopus microsporus ATCC 52813
Lineage: Eukaryota; Fungi; Mucoromycota; Mucoromycetes; Mucorales; Rhizopodaceae
Exons: 3
Coding region: 147-569 (140 amino acids)
Source: RefSeq, a predicted model, not a curated record
CUGCCUUUUUUCAUCUUUGUAUGGUUUUAAUCGACUGUUUGUAUUCUUGACACCUUUCCUUUUUUAAAAAGUGACAGAAUUCUUAUUGUAUAAAAGUUUAUUCCCCGCUGCAUAUCGCACAUUUUUACCCUCUUUUUUGGAAUACUAUGGAUUCAGCAAACCAAGACGAUCGUCUACAUCGACUACAAUUACUAAAAGAUCGCUUAGAGAAUUACAAAAUAAAAAAUGAACUUAUUAUGAAAAGAGAAUUAGAAGAAGAAGCAAAGGCAUUAGAGAGAGAGAAAGUUAAAAGAGAACAAGAAGCAAGAUUAGAAGCAGAACGUAAAAUACUGAUAGAAGAACUACAAAAAGCAAAGCUUCAAAAAGCAGCUGCACUAUCUGCUAUGAACCAAGCACCACAGCCUCAAACUGUUCUUCAGCUUCAGUUAGAACUUCAGCAGCAACUACAAAGACAACAGCAACAACAACCGCAGCAACAACAACAACAACAACAACCUUUAGUAUCAUUUGGUUACCCAGCAGCAAUAACAGAAAAGGAGGCCAUCAACUGGCUAAAGCAUGGAUUCUAAAGGACAUGCAUGUAUAUAUAUAUUUAUUUCGUCACUAUAAAACAUAUUUCGAUACAAACUUGUUAUCUCAAUGAUUAUAACUGCUCUUCCACAACUUGGAACAUAUAUAAACAAAAAAAAAAGAAAGACUUCGGAUAAACGCUUUAAGAACCGAGAUUUGAAGAGAAUGAUGAAACGUUGCCCACAAGAUUUUAUUUAUAUAUAGUUUUAACAAACAGUUGAUUGCUAAAUCCUCAUCUUUUCACAUCAAUCUCUAUUUUUUCUAUAUUCGAUCAUAUGAUACUUUUGAAACUUGCCUUGCGUCUUGUUUCGAGAAAGCAGUAAACAUCAACUGAUUUGCUGCAACACAUAUCAAAAUGGAUAUAGAUGUGAUACAAUAAAAAUAACACUAAAUUUCAGGUUUGUGCACCUUCGCAGUUACUACCGUGACUGUAAGCCGGAAAUU